AUGGCUGGCAAAGCUCGUUGGUCGAAGCCCUAUGGCUCCAUGAUGGUGUUGUACUACCCUAAGUGGAGAGACAGCAAGCGUGGUGCACGUGCAGCUGUUGUGACAAAGGUCUCAGAGGCGAUUACAGCAAGGGCGAAUGCAAAGGGAUGGGACAGGCCCAAGGUCAACACUCAACAAAUCAGCAACUGGUUCGCAAAUAAUAAGGCUGCAUUGGAUCUCAGAAUCAUUCCCGGCACGACAGAUCGCAAGUUCUCUCUCGCAGAUGCUGAACGCAUGGCCAAGGAUGACAAUUAUCCCGAUCUGACUGAAGGUGAAGGUGGGGCUGAUCCCGCCACUGUGGACGACGAUGACAUAGAGCCAUUCUCGGUGGAGGAAAAUGCAGCUGAUGUGCGAAAGAAGAUGAUGGGGCAGAAGUGGUCUUUGCGAAAGACUGCGCACUGGGCAUGA
This is a messenger RNA of Sparassis crispa, 447 nucleotides long. RefSeq lists its product as hypothetical. The coding region runs from base 1 to 447 and encodes 148 amino acids. Lineage: Eukaryota; Fungi; Basidiomycota; Agaricomycetes; Polyporales; Sparassidaceae. The transcript has 2 exons. The record is from RefSeq and is a predicted model, not a curated record.